AUGACAACUUCCUUUGCUUGUGUUAUUACUUGCAUUUUGGGAGCCCAACUCGCUGUUUCCAAAUCACAAAAUAAAACUCUUGAAAUUCCUACGCUUUUGCCGUGA
This is a messenger RNA of Tuber melanosporum (Perigord truffle), 105 nucleotides long. RefSeq lists its product as uncharacterized. The transcript has a single exon. The record is from RefSeq and is a predicted model, not a curated record. Bases 1 to 105 code for a protein of 34 amino acids. Lineage: Eukaryota; Fungi; Ascomycota; Pezizomycetes; Pezizales; Tuberaceae.